Molecule: messenger RNA, 768 nt
Organism: Miscanthus lutarioriparius
Lineage: Eukaryota; Viridiplantae; Streptophyta; Magnoliopsida; Poales; Poaceae
Source: the annotation of a GenBank genome assembly
AUGGAGGCGGAUCUUAAUUACAUUUGCUGCUGCGGGCAGCGGGGUAGCUGCAGAGGAGCAAGUGCACUUCUGGAGAUGGAAGCUGCGGCGGCUGCAGAUCGUGUGUCUUGUUCCGGCGGAUGCAGUGCGCCACAGCGGCUCGGGGCCUCGGUGGACGGUCGGUCUGGCGCCCGCGCUGCUCCUCGGCCGCCCAGGCGCCCGUGCCUCGCCGCUCGCUUCCCGCCUCGCCUGCCUCGCGGGCCGGCGAGAUCCCGCAGCAGCACCGCCCGCCCUGAAUCGAGCAGCGGCAAGAUCCAGAUGCCGUUGGGGCCAACUAUGGGUGUGGGGAAGAAGGGGAGGGCGAGGAAGCGGGUGAGGAGGAGGAGAGGCGGGCGACGACACGUCGUCGCUCGUCGCGUCCGCGACGGCGGCAGGGCGAGACGGGAGGAGCAGGCGAGGAAAUGCCAGGCCGCCAGGCGCCAGGCGAGUGAAGAGAUAACUGAAGAUACUUAUGUUGAGAAUGCAAAUAGAGACCUGACCUCCAGCACUAACUCAGAUGCAACUAAAGUUGAUGCACUUGAAGAUUAUGCUAAUCCAAACAUAAAUGGAGAGCCAAAAUUACAAGAUUGUGAACAUCAUGCCAGAUCAAUUAAGUACCGCUCGUCUUCAUCCAUCUCAAGUGGAUCGAUACCAUCAGCUUCCUCGUCAGGCACCUCAACACUUGACUCAAAUUUCAAAACAGAAGGUACCACAAUUCAAGCACUCUAUAUUACUGGUGCUGACGAUUGA